AUGGCCGCCGAAGAUCCACCUGAGCAGGAAUGCGGUGCGCUAUUGUCGAUGGCCUUCUUCUCUUCUGGACCACCGUUCGGACAACACACCCACCAAGGAACCUCACGUAUGAUAACUCGCAGGCUACAAUUUGCUGCAACUAUCAAGACAAGAUUUCUUGACGAUAACUUGCGCAUGGCGGAUUGCUACGUGCGCGCAAUAUCUCAGAUCAAGCAGGCACUGGCGAAGGCCCGGCGCCUCCCUUCGCGACUUUCUCUAACCGGCGACCAGUUUUUAUAA
Molecule: messenger RNA, 279 nt
Organism: Nezara viridula (southern green stink bug)
Lineage: Eukaryota; Metazoa; Arthropoda; Insecta; Hemiptera; Pentatomidae
Source: the annotation of a GenBank genome assembly